This is a messenger RNA of Cheilinus undulatus (humphead wrasse), 2682 nucleotides long. Its product is annotated as max-interacting protein 1-like. The coding region runs from base 77 to 889 and encodes 270 amino acids. NCBI's taxonomy places the organism in Eukaryota, Metazoa, Chordata, Actinopteri, Labriformes, Labridae. Gene Ontology annotation, molecular function: DNA-binding transcription factor activity, RNA polymerase II-specific; protein dimerization activity; RNA polymerase II cis-regulatory region sequence-specific DNA binding. Gene Ontology annotation, biological process: regulation of transcription by RNA polymerase II. The transcript has 6 exons. The record is from RefSeq and is a predicted model, not a curated record.
UGCACAGACGGGACAAGGAGAACACUUUCAGCGCUGCUUAUUUGUCAAAGCCCCUAAAAAAUAACCUGAAGUGAAAAUGGUAAAGUACAUGCGACAGCACAGCGAGCUGAAACCCGAAGAGGUCCUGUCGGAGUCUGACGCGUCCAUGGACCAGCAGGAUUUCGGAGAGAUGUCCGACUAUUCUUUCAGCGACGUUUUAUACUCCAAAUGUUCCGCAAUGGACCAAAUCGGCACUUUUAUGAAGAACGUGCAAGUGCUGCUUGAUGCGGCAAAUUACAUAGAAAAUAUCGAGAAGAACAGCGGAAAAUGUGAGCACGGCUAUGCUUCCACAUAUCCUGCAGGCCAGGCUGCACAUCAACAGAAACAACGUAAAUUCAAGAACAGGAAAUUGGACAAUAUUCACAAUAGGUCAGCACACAAUGAACUGGAAAAAAAUAGAAGAGCACAUCUCCGCCUGUGUUUGGAGAGAUUGAAGUCAUUGAUCCCUUUGGGACCAGACUGCAGUCGGCACACCACGCUGGGACUGCUCAACAAGGCCAAAGCACAUAUCAAGAAACUUGAAGAAAUGGAUCGAAGGAGUCAGCACCAGCUGGAGACCUUAGAGAGGGAGCAGAGACACCUUCAGAGGCAGCUAGCCCAGCUGCAGACUCAUGGAGAGAGGGAGCGGGUCCGUAUGGACAGCCUGGGCUCCCGUACAGAGUCUGAGCGCUCAGAGUCUGACAGAGAGGAAAUUGAAGUUGACGUGGAAAGCACUGAGUUCUCCCAUGGAGAAAUGGACAGUGUAAGCACCAGUGGUGCGAGUGACCUGGAUGACCACAGCAGCCGGCAGAGCUCAGCCAGUGAUGAGGGCUACUCCACCUGCAGCCUAAAACUGGCCUUCUCUGCUUAAAAACCACCAGCCUAUACUUCACUUCAGCUGCAGUCUCUUAUGGCUUUCACCUUUCAAAAAUACCAGCCUACAGUUCCAUUCUCCCCCACAGUUUAGCUUUACCAUCUUCAGAAGAACCAGCCUCAAUCCCACAUGUAUCUGUCAAAUCAAAGGUCUACUCCAACCCAGGAACCAGCCUUAAGUUUCACUCAGUCAAAAAGUUAUAAAUCUCUCCUUCCACGAGCCGCAUGGCUCCAAUACAUCAUUCAACUCUACAGCCUCAAAUUCUCUGGCAAUAUACGGUUUCCUAACUAUCAAAGCUGACUUAAUCAAUCACCUGAAUGUCCCUUAGCCCAUUACCAGCUUGAUCUGAUGUACAUGCGCUCAGUAUUGAUCCUGUAGAGGACUUGUGAUUGCAGCAGUGUCCAACACUAAAGGGGGAAAGUCCACCUUUAGUCAAGUUAAUUCUUUGAAACCAGCAAAAACACCCAAUACCAGCUAGAAGCUCACCAUUGGGAGGGUUUGCUACAUUUGCCUUGUAAAAACAUUGCCCUUUCUCCUUUGGAUGAUACAUUGAGAUGAAACUUUGUCAGUGUGCAAGCCAGUGGCAAGGGCUACGAUGUCUGCAUUCCAAAAUGUUUGAGUACACUGCUGUCACUCUGCUUUAGGACCCACAACCAUCGAUGAUUAAGGUGGUGUCCCCUUCUCUUGACUGAAAAGUCAAAUCCAAACUUGUUCUAAUUUAUUUUGCAUAUGAUUAUAGUAUUUAUUUUUGUUAUAUUUAAUUUUACUGUAGCUAGGUUUUGGUCAUGCUUGAAUGAAAAUAAAAAAUUUCAUUUUUUUUAUAUAAAUGUUUACUAAAUUACUUGAUAUGAAAUUAAUCCCCACUGCUACAAUAUUGUUUUCUUAUGAUGUUUUGUUGAAAGACCAACAAAUCUCUUUCACACUCCAUGCAGUUUCCAUUUCAUUUAAACAGUAAUAAGCUAUCCUGAUCUUGUCCAAGCACAAGGCUCAAGCAAUAACACAUCUAGUUUUAUUCUAUCUUCAAUGUUGGCUGUGUUUAGCACACUAUUCUGUCCGUCCAACACCAAAUUGCUGUUUUGCUAAUUUUCCACUUGCUCCAGUAGUUAUGAAUAAUAAGCCACGUGAAAAUGAUUGUAAUUGAGUUUUUUUAAAAAAAGCUAUGGUGCAUGUGUGUUGAAUGUAGCUUGUCUAAUCAUGUUGUAAUGUGCUUUGGAUUGACAAGUCUUAAAAAUGUCUGUAGCAUGAACAACAUAAUCACUACAGAACACUAAUUUUGGUUUAUACUUCAAUGUUUAAUACUGUAUACUUUUGUAUCGUAGCAGAAAGAGUACAAGUUCAGAUCCUUGAAAUUUGAAGACUUUCACUUCCCAUAUGAAACUCAAUGUAUAUUUGACACACAGAAUUGCACUGGUGACCUGUUGAAAUCAACUGAAACCAAAUAAGACAUUUUAAUAUGACCAUUUAUCAGCAUUUUCUGGCCCUAAUCCUAAGUAAUCACCACCAAAUUGUGUCUUAACAUGGGUAUAUGACUCUUGCACAAGUUCCUUGCUAAAGGUCUUUUCACUCCCCAACCUCUUUUGGGAAACUAUUAAAUGCACUAUGAAAAAGACUUUAACGGAAGUAUGUCAAAGCACACCCCAGAAUGUUCUCUCUUGUGCUUAAUCAGCCAUUAAAGGUGACUUUUUUGCAUAACAUGUGCUGCUGGUCCCCCGCUAGUACUUUGUUACAGCUCCUGAUGACUGUCCCUGGAAUCUUAAUAAACCUCUUCCACCCAGACAUAAACCAGUGUU